AUGGAGCAAAACACCCUCAAAAGACGGGGCGUCGGCUUGACUGGAGUAGACAAGCAACGAUCCUUCGGAGGAUUUACUCUCUUCUGCCCUCUCACCAGCGACACGGCUCAUCUGGUAGAUAUCAAUGGGAACGAGGUUCAUUCAUGGAAGCUCCCUGGUCGAAUCGGUCGUCACGCAAGACUUCUACCAAACGGAAAUCUCGCGGUCAACACACUUCGACCAGCUCCGAAAGAAACAACCGCCGACGGGGGACCAUUCCCAUUCCUAUUCUUCAACAAAUAUGGCGGCGGAGUGAUGUCCGAGCUUGACCCAGAAGGGAAUAUCGUUCGCCAAUUCACCGAUCCCCUGGGCCAUCAUGACCAGUAUCACUACGGCGAUGGUCGGAUCCUUUAUACCUCCCUCGAAGCCCUGUCACCAGAAGACUCGGCCAAAGUCAUCGGCGGUGUCCCAGGCAGCGAGGUUGACGGAAUCACCUACGCAGAUACAAUCAAGGAAGUUGACGAAGCCGGAAAUCUACUUUGGCAAUGGAAGGUGUCUGAACGUCUACCCAGAGCGGAAUAUCCUCUUCAGCCUCACUACACGCGUGAGCACUAUCCUCUGAUUAACUCAGUCCUGCCACUACGAGACGGAAAGCACAUUCUGGCAUCUAUGCGGUCCGUUUCAGCCGUCAUAAUUAUUGAAAGGUCCACCGGAAACAUCGUGUGGAAAAUUGGAUCGGAAAUCCUCGCGCAGCAGCACAACGCUACAGAGUUGGAGAACGGAAACAUUCUCAUCUUUGACAAUGGCGCAUUACGCAAUGGUGAAUCUAUCACCUACACGCGGGCAAUUGAGGUUGAUCGAACGACCAAAAAGAUCGUCUGGGACUAUCGCGAUCGCUCACAGAUGCUAUACUUCUUUACACCAUUUAUGGGGAGUGCACAAAGACUCGCCAAUGGCAAUACUCUUUUGUGCGAAAGUGCUUUUGGUCGUCUGUUUGAAGUCACUAAGGACGGCUAUAUCUGCUGGGAGUAUAUUAACCCUCACUUCGCCCCAUACCCUGAUAGUGUGACCGCGAAUAUCUUCCCGGGGGAAUCAAAUGCUCUGUUCCGGGCAUACCGAUACUCUUUGGAAGAAAUCCCUUGGUUGAAGCGGAAGUUGAGUCGAACUAACGGGUCGAAGCUGAUCUGA
Penicillium manginii is the source of this 1167-nucleotide messenger RNA. RefSeq lists its product as uncharacterized. The record is from RefSeq and is a predicted model, not a curated record. The coding region runs from base 1 to 1167 and encodes 388 amino acids. The transcript has a single exon. Lineage: Eukaryota; Fungi; Ascomycota; Eurotiomycetes; Eurotiales; Aspergillaceae.